This is a messenger RNA of Eupeodes corollae, 2154 nucleotides long. RefSeq lists its product as uncharacterized. The transcript is spliced from 3 exons. NCBI's taxonomy places the organism in Eukaryota, Metazoa, Arthropoda, Insecta, Diptera, Syrphidae. The coding region runs from base 339 to 2144 and encodes 601 amino acids. The record is from RefSeq and is a predicted model, not a curated record.
UUCACGUGAAAAAAUAAGUAAUUUUUCACAUCAACUACAAAUUAUUGAUUGACAAAUUUGCAGAAUUUUAAGUUCCCAAACAUACUUAAAAUUAUUAGAAUCACCCUAUUCUUGAUUUUCGAAACUUAAACACAAGAACAUUCAAUUUUACCACACUGUCUAGUCACUAAUUUCUAUUUUAUCACAAAUAAAUUUACUUCCAAUGACACAGAGUAAGAUAAAUUACUAUGAACCACAAACUCAUAAAUAUUUGAACUAUACUGGACUGCAAAAAAGUAACAAUUAAGGCUUCAAUUUUCUCACAAAAUAAUUUAGUCUGCAGUAGAAACUUAAAGGCAAUGAAACAUUUCCACGGAAUAUGCUUACUUCUUGUUAUUAAAAUUGUACAAUCCAACACAAGCUUGGCAUUGGUCUCACCAAAGGAAAGUAAGAUGAGUGAAUUUCUCAAAGAACUUAUUUAUAACGAUAUAAUGCUUAACACGGUAACUGUUCGAGUAAGUGUUGAAACUGAAUCAAAAUUGACAAAGUGGAAUUUUGGUGAUACAAUUGGUCAAUUUCUGUCCACGGUUUAUCAAUCAAAAAAUAAGCGUAUUAUGUUGGAAUUGAGAGAUGCCGAUAUAAAGAAGAGGACAACAUUUGAUUUACAUGCUAGAAUUCUGUUUGUUGAUACUUUUAAGUCAUUAAGAAAUCUAAUAGUCAAGGAACGUCUUCAUGAUCAGCACCUUUCAGUUGAAAAUCAGUUAUACUACAUAAUUCUGCCACCGGAAAUCUCACUUCGCAACUACCACACAUUUCUCGAACAAAUAAUGCAUUUAUGUUUAAGAAACUUCAUAAUUAAUCUUAAUGUUCUUGUUGAACAGGCAAAUCAAGAUAUCAUAACCGCAUAUACCUUCUAUCCAUUUACUUAUAAGAGUUGUAGAAGUCAUUCACCAAUAGUUCACAAUCGCUUCAUCAAUGGAAGUCUUCAGUUUGAAAAUUAUCAAACUUUUCCUGCUAAACUCAACAACUUUUGGCAGUGUCCUCUGUUUGUUGUGUUUUCUGAAGAACCUCCGUUUAUAAUUGUUGAAGAUAAUAAGAUAUCAGGAAUAGACGGAUGGUACUUGAACACACUUGCUAAUAUGAUGAAUUUUUCGAUCAAUGCAAUUUUGUCUGAAGAAACGGGUAGAACAAGUCCCAAUGGAACAAUAAAUGGAGUUUUUAAAAUGAUGAACGAUGGUAUUGGAGAUUUUUCGUUGGGAGGAUCUUUCUGCGAUGUACAUAGAAUGUCACGAUUUUCCUCAACAACAGACUAUUUUACGACGUAUCUUAAAAUUGUCGUUAAAUUUCCAAAACCGUACAGUUCCUUAGAGAUCCUGCUUUUACCAUUUGAUUGCUACACCUGGUUUACUUUAUUAACGCUUUUGCUGGCCAAAUGGAUUGGUAAUGUCUUUUGGAAGAGAAAUUCUAUGGAAAUGGCGAGUAUUGAUGAGUCUUCAGCCAGAUUUCACAUACUCACUUGGCUUUUCAGCAUUCUCAUUCUGCAAAGUUCCUAUGAAGGUUCAAUUUUUAAAUUUCUUCACAAUAGUCCACGUAGAGAAAUUCCUUCCGAUCUUGAAGAAGCCCUUGCUAAAGGCUAUAAAAUUAUAGCCAAAUCAAGUUACUACACAGCUUUGAAAGAAUUCAGUGAUUUUUCGGAUCAAUUCAUGUUUGUUGAUGCUUCAUUGGCAAACUUGAUUGAAGAAUUCAAUAUUAGUGAUGGGAAGUAUGCAUUGGUCAUUCUGGGUGAACUCUUGAUGAAUUCAAACAAAACUCAAGAAUUAAAGUAUAGCAAUUUCAUCACCGUGAAAAAUCCUCUCAUACAGAAUAUUCUUUGCAUGUAUUUGCCGAAAUUCUCAUAUUUAACAAAUGAAUUGAAUCGUCGAAUAAAACAAUUAAAAUAUUUUGGACAUUUGAAGAAGUUCUAUGAUAAGCCAUCAAAAAUGAAGUUUUCAAAUAAGAAGGUGAGGAACAUUGGAAAAGAUGUUAAUAUUAUUUCACUGAGUAAGCUGUCGGGGGCGUUUCAAUUGUUGGGAGUUUUUAUGAGCUUGGGAGUAUUGGUGUUUUUCGUGGAACUGUUUUCGGUGCAGAAUCGAACUCUUCGGAAGUUUGUGGAACUUGUUCAUUGAUUUUAAAAAU